Bactrocera tryoni is the source of this 3684-nucleotide messenger RNA. It is a transcript of the gene Sym, whose product is annotated as symplekin. The record is from RefSeq and is a predicted model, not a curated record. The transcript is spliced from 6 exons. The coding region runs from base 1 to 3528 and encodes 1175 amino acids. Gene Ontology annotation, cellular component: mRNA cleavage and polyadenylation specificity factor complex. Lineage: Eukaryota; Metazoa; Arthropoda; Insecta; Diptera; Tephritidae.
AUGGAAGGGCUUCUAGGACGCAGCCAAUUUUUAGGCGAAGCUGUAAAUCUUUUCACCGAUGAGAAAACUGCAAAUGCGCGUAGCAAGGUAGUCGAGUGGCUCAAUGAGGUGCCCAAUGCUGAAUCUGGGGUUAAAUGUGACUUGUUGGUUAAAGUUCAGGAAAUGAUCUUAGGAUCAUGCGUAGAACUGUUGGAAGAGUUUAUGGAACACAUUCUUUCGUUAGCACAUGAUGCUAAUGCGGAUGUUCGCAAACAAGUAGUUUGUUUCAUUGAACAAAUUUGCAAAGUGAAGGUGGAGUCGCUGCCACAAGUAAUAGGCAUUAUUUCGAUGCUCUUACGCGAUCGUUCGCCGCAGGUAAUUAAACGAGUUAUCCAAGCAUGUGGUAGUAUAUAUAAAAACGGACUUCAGUGGAUAUGUGGCAAGAGUGAGAUUUUGGACAGUGCCGAACAAGCUUGGAAUGUACUGAGUUUGGUAAAGGCACAAAUUUUGGAUCUAAUUGACAAUGAGAACGAUGGUAUACGUACCAAUGCAAUUAAAUUUUUAGAAGGUGUUGUAGUGUUGCAGAGCUAUCCAGACGAAGAUAGUCAAAAAAAAGAGAACGACUUUUCACUUCAAGAUGUGCCGGCAAAUUUUAAACUCGUGAAACGGCAAAAAUUGGAAGAAGAAGCAUUAAAUAUAUUUGAUAUAUUAUUAAAAUUUCAUGCAGCCACACAUAUAUCCUCUGUAAAUCUUAUAACUUGCACUGGCAGCCUUUGCACCAUUGCGAAAUUGCGACCAAGCCUCAUGGGACCCGUUGUAGAAGCUUUCAAACAUCUCAACUCAAAUUUGCCACCAACGCUAACGGAUUCACAAGCUAGUUCAGUGAGAAAAAGUUUAAAGAUGCAAUUAAUAGCAUUACUAAAAAAUCGUGGAUCCUUCGAAUACCAUGCAACAAUUCGCCAUAUGCUUUUAGAUUUGGGAGCGUCUCAGGGUGAAAUACAACGCGCUAUACCUAAGAUGGAUAAACAAGAACAAACGCGUCGACAGAAACGCAUAUUAGAGAGUGCAGCGAGUAAUCUCAACAAGAAAAUGCGGUUGGAUUCUAUAAAUAGGCAGCAGGAACGGAGAUCUAAGUCUGGCUUAGACGACGACAGCACAAAGGACACGGAGAUGGAAGUGGAUGAAGAAGAGGUAGAGAAGCAGCGUCAGCGCUGCAUUCGUGUGAAUGAGAAAUUCUUGGCGGAGCAAUUAAGAGUCACGGAUGUGGCUGUUAACCUAGUGGUGGAGUUUUUAUCAAAGUUACCAGAAGAAGCGCCAGAGCAUUUCAUAAAUGAAUAUGCCCCAAUACAGGAUAUGUCUAUACCGCAGCAGGUGGUGAAGAUUUCAAAAGUACUUGGAGAACAAAUGACUGAGCAGAAAAUUGGACCAGGUGCGGCCGCCUUCAGCAAAGAUACGCCAAUGAGGCCAAGAAGGGUGGAAGCCAUGGACACUUCUGAAAGUGAUCAACCGGUAGACGAAGAUCAAGCUCGAAAAGACGAGGCGACAAAAAAACUACGUGAAAAUAUGGAGAGAGUUAAAGGUGAACAAGAACUGAUUGAACGUAUGAAAAUGCGUGCGAAAACCCUAAAAUUACAAGAGGUCACUAAACCAUUUUCACGACCCAUUAAGGAGAAGUUUCUCUUAGAAGCCGUGAAACGCAUUUUACAAUCGGAACGCCAGUGUAUUGUGGGUGGCGUGUCGGCUAAGCGUCGUAAAAUACUUACAGUCAUGGCAGCAACGUUCCCUGAUAAGGUGCGCUAUUUCAUUUUCGACUUUAUAAUGUUAGAUGUGAGACAACGCAUUGAUUUGGCGUUUUCAUGGUUGUAUGAAGAGUAUUGCCUAUUGCAAGGUUUCACCCGUCACUCUUAUGUAAAAUCAGAAAAUCGUCCAGACUAUGCCUACAACGAGUUGUUAAGUCAACUGAUUACAGGUGUUCGCGAAAAUUGUGAAUUGAAAGAAAAAAUUUUGUUGAUUCGACGAAUCUUUCUUGAAGCGCCAUUAUUGCCUGACGAUGCGCUUAAUCAACUGGUUGAGAUGUGUUUUUCCGAAGAGUUUGUCAAUCCUGGUGUAGAUCUAUUGAAAGACUUGACUGUGAUGCGGCCACCACGCAAGAAUAAACUUAUAAGAGUGCUGCUAAUGUUUUGUGUGCAUGAGCGCACGGAUUUACGUGAGCGUGCACUUGAACACAUUGUGGCACUAUACCACAUACACAAAGUACUGCCUAAUCGCAUCGAGGAAUUCGCUUUGGAAUGGGCAAAUAAUUUGGAGAAGGAAGUGCCACCAGCAAGCAUAUUCGCGGAAGAAUUUGGUCGACCUGAGACCGAAGUAGCGUGGAAAGAGGAGACCGCAAGGACGUGUAUGACGUUGUUGCUCACUUUACUGCCGUAUAAACCGAACGUUUUCCUUGAGAAACUUUGCAAAAUCUACACUAGCACCGGUCCGGAUUUGAAACGCACCAUUUUGCGUUCCAUUGAUCCAACCAUAAAGAAAAUGGGGGCUGAAGAUGCCACGUUACUUAAGUUCAUCGAAGAUUGUCCUAAAGGCACUGAAACGCUUAUUAUUCGUAUUAUUCAUUUGCUGACCGAGCGCGUGGCUACACCCAAUCCGGAGCUGGUGAAUCGUGUUCGUGAAUUAUAUGCAAAUAAAAUAAAAGACGUCCGUGUACUCAUACCCGUGCUUAGCGGUCUUUCGCGCCAAGAGAUCUUGAAUGCGAUACCCAAGUUGUUGAAACUGAAUCAAAUUGUCGUCAAGGAGGUUUUUAACCGAUUACUUGGCAUAGGCGCAGAGUUUGCUAACCAAACAAUGUCCGCCACCCCCACUGAUAUACUUGUCGCUUUACACACCAUAGAUCCCAAUGCUUGCGAUUUGAAAGCAGUCGUUAAAGCCACUUCAAUUUGUUUGACUGAGAAGGAAGUUUUCACACAGGAUGUACUGAUUGGCGUGCUGCAACAAUUGGUUGAAGUAGUUCCUAUACCUACGCUGCUUAUGCGAACUAUUAUCCAAAGCAUCACAUUGUACCCACGUUUAACGAAUUUCGUAUUAAAUCUUCUACAACGCUUGAUCUUGAAACAAGUGUGGCGUCAAAAAGUGAUUUGGGAAGGUUUCCUUAAAUGCUGCCAAAGGCUGAAACCGCAAUCUUUGCCUGUAUUGCUACAUUUGCCACAUCAGCAACUUGUGAGUGCGCUGGAUCAAUGCCCCGACUUGAGGCAACCGUUAUUCGAAUAUGCACAGAGCAUUCAAGAGGAACCCAUGAGUGGCAUUACACCUCAAUUGCUAGAUAUUAUUUCCGGAAAGACGGUAGAUGUAUUCAUAGCGGAUGACAGUGGUGGUUAUAUCACUGUCGAUCAAAUCAAAAAAGAAAUAGAGGACCCCUCCGAAAUCGGUGUUAUAUCAACUGUACCUAUUGCACCUGUCCCAGCGCCAGUUCCAGCACCUAUACCAACACUUGGUGGAAUUAGCUCAUCCCUUCAACCAACAUCUGCACAACCGUUACCGCCAGGCGAAGAUUAAAUGACCUUACCAUUCAUAUAAUUCCAAGUGCAUACAUUGCAUAAAAAGAACUUUUUUCUAAUUGAAAAUGAUAAUAGCUUGUAGUCAUAAUAUUGUUGGCUUAUAAUAUAAACAAAUAUUUUGUGUCCUUUCCUUAAACGGAUACCUCUGCAACCA